This is a messenger RNA of Cyprinus carpio (common carp), 2011 nucleotides long. Its product is annotated as opsin-3-like. Gene Ontology annotation, molecular function: G protein-coupled receptor activity. NCBI's taxonomy places the organism in Eukaryota, Metazoa, Chordata, Actinopteri, Cypriniformes, Cyprinidae. The record is from RefSeq and is a predicted model, not a curated record. Gene Ontology annotation, cellular component: membrane; photoreceptor outer segment. Gene Ontology annotation, biological process: G protein-coupled receptor signaling pathway; visual perception.
AUCUACGUUCAUUCAGCAGUGCUAGUCACUCAUAGGAAACGCUGAAAUGUCUCUAGUAAAUCUGGGAGUAACUUUCACGCCUAUAUCAGGAUGUAGAUGAUAUUUUUUUUUCUAAAACGAAUACAACUUUACUGACAUACUGAAUUACAAUCACUAGUUGACUUCCCUGAUUGCUUCUGGACAGCUGCUGAAUCGGGUCACUGACCAUCAGGCGUUUCAUUCACCAUGCUGGACAUUCAUUUAGAAAGGAAAUGAAUUAUUUUAAUAAAACAUCGCCUGAGACUAACCUUGAGGACUAUGAUUAUAUUUUCGCCGAUGAGACUUUUAAACUCCUGACGUUCACCAUCGGAUCUAUCGGUGUCCUGGGCUUCUGUAAUAAUAUCAUCGUGAUUAUUCUCUACUACAGGUUCAAGAGACUCCGAACACCAACUAAUUUGUUAAUAGUGAAUAUAAGUGUCAGCGAUCUGCUGGUCUCAGUCACUGGAGUUAAUUUCACAUUCGUCUCGUGCGUGAAGAGAAGAUGGAUCUUUAAUUCUGCCACAUGUGUUUGGGAUGGAUUCAGCAACAGUUUAUUCGGCAUCGUGUCCAUCAUGACUCUCUCCGGUCUGGCGUAUGAGCGCUACAUCCGUGUGGUUCAUGCCAAGGUCAUUGACUUCCCCUGGGCCUGGAGGGCCAUCACGCACAUCUGGCUGUACUCUUUGGCCUGGACUGGAGCUCCUCUCCUGGGAUGGAAUCGCUACACGCUGGAAGUCCAUCAGUUGGGCUGCUCUCUUGACUGGGCUUCCAAAGAUCCCAACGACGCUUCCUUCAUUCUCUUCUUCCUCCUCGGAUGCUUCUUUGUUCCUGUGGGCGUCAUGGCCUACUGUUAUGGAAACAUCUUGUACACUGUGAAAAUGCUGCGUUCUAUCCAGGAUCUACAGACAGUUCAGACGAUUAAGAUUCUGCGAUAUGAGAAGAAAGUGGCAGUGAUGUUCCUAAUGAUGAUUUCCUGUUUCCUGGUGUGCUGGACGCCCUACGCUGUGGUCUCCAUGCUGGAGGCUUUUGGCUGGAAGAGUUUCGUCUCCCCCACUUUUGCCAUCAUUCCCUCUCUCUUCGCCAAAUCCAGCACUGCCUACAACCCCGUCAUCUACGCCUUCAUGAGCAGAAAGUUUCGCAGGUGUAUGUUACAGAUGCUGUGUUCUCGUCUGGCUAGUGUGCAGCACAGCAUUAAAGACCGUCCCCUGGCCCGCAUCGAACAUCCUGUACGGCCCAUUGUGAUGUCACAGAGCCGUCCCGACCGGCCCAAAAAGAGAGUGACCUUCAGCUCUUCCUCCAUCGUAUUCAUCAUCGCUAGCAAUGACACUCAUCCUCUGGAUAUUACUUCCAAAUGCAAUGACGAGCCAGACCUCAACGUAAUUCAAGUUCGACCGCUUUGACACUUGCUGUAGUGACAUAAAUAACGACGUUGGAGUUCAUUAACAUCACACUAAUUUAAUGUUUAUACAGAAGAUACAGAAACAUCUCUUUUUUUAUAUAUAAAUAAAUAUGGAAACAUGGAUUUCUUUAUUGUUGCAACAUAAACUGACUUUUUGUGUUCCCAAUCAAGACUUGUGUGAAUUAUAUCAGUUGUAACUAUUUUAUGAAAAUGACUUUGAGUUGUUUAUGAUUUUCUCCAUCUUUUCAGACACUGAAAUUUCCACCUUCACCCAGUUUCGUGAGCUGGUGAGAUAUCCGCAGCUUAGAUUGCACAGUCUGUGAGCAGAAUACAUUAGUGAGUGUGCUCAGAUAGAUUAGGAACACAGUGUUAGUACAAGGACUCUUCUAGGACGGGACAUUUGUCAAAAAAUCAAAAGGUUUUUUUUUUUUUUUUAAAUCUCGUCAUUCUCAAGCAUAGAAAUUCGGAUAUUGGCAUGUGCUAUUUUAUAUGCUAAUGAUAUUAAUUAGGGGGCGUUUACAAGGCGAAGAUCUGACACCAGUCAGCUGCGCACAAUUUCAAGAUCAUUUGCGAUUUAUAAACAUCACAUCUCGAAGA